AACUACUUAUUUGCUUUGUGCUUCUGUAGAAAAGAAAGUCUUGUGCCAUCAUGGCAAAAUUUCUGCUGCUUGCUUUGGCAUUUGGACUGGCACAUGCUGCGUUGGAAGGACCUAAGAAAACUGUUGCUAUCGCUGCUGAUAGAGUAGACAAGAUAGAGGAAAGUGGAGAACUGAGACUCUUUUGUCGUAGAAUUGUUUGUGAAGAGGAAUGCAAGAAAUUGAUAGUCACAUUUUAUGUGCUUGAAAAUGGACAGUGCUCAUUGACCACAAUCACUGGGUAUUUGCAAGAAGAUGGUAAGACCUACAAAACUCAGUAUCAAGGAAAUAAUCAUUUUAAACUUGUGAAGGAGACACCUGAGAACGUAGUAUUUUAUAGUGAGAAUGUGGACAGAGCUGACUGGAAAACAAAAUUGAUAUUUGUUCUUGGCAAUAAACCUUUAACUUCUGAAGAAAAUGAAAGACUUGUGAAAUAUGCUGUGUCAAGCCACAUUCCUCCUGAAAACAUUCAACAUGUCCUGGGUACAGAUACCUGUCCUGAGUAAUGAUCUUCUGUAGAUAACAGCAGGAUGAGAAUUAUGCAUCAUAACCUCUUGACGGUGGAAUCAGUAUCAUGUAUAAUUCACCUUUCCUUUCAAAAUACAUUUUUCCUCCCCUGAGCAGCCAGGAUACUGCAUACCACAUUCCUGACUUGCCUUUUCUUUCUCUUCUCAUGAUCUAUGAUCUGUUAUUCCUUUUUUGAAUGAUUAAAUAAAGUGAUUUAAGAAGCAAUAA
Messenger RNA from Mus caroli (Ryukyu mouse), 771 nucleotides. RefSeq names its product odorant-binding protein 1a-like. NCBI's taxonomy places the organism in Eukaryota, Metazoa, Chordata, Mammalia, Rodentia, Muridae. The record is from RefSeq and is a predicted model, not a curated record. Gene Ontology annotation, molecular function: odorant binding; small molecule binding.